AUGAGCGGGAGCGAGAUUUGUUUGUGCACAAUUCCAGCUGGAAGAAAAGAUGGGAAAAAAGCGAAGGGUACCGCGUUUGAUAGAGUUGCUGGUGUUGGGGAUCGCCCAGGCGAAGAAUAUGCAGCCCUGAAUGUUUUGCACCAGCUCGAGCGAGGAAAGCCACUGGAGCGACUGCUUGCGCCCGAGUUUCGAGAUGUAUGGAUUGGUCUGGACAAGCGAUUUGAGGAGUAUGAUGCCGAAAAUAAGCAAAGAGUAGUCACGAAAGAGAGAAGGAAGGCUCAAGCUGAACGACGGGCCAAGAUAGAGCAGUCCAAAGAGUCUGCGACUAUAAGCAUCUCAGCGACAUCGCGGAAGUUAAUCGAAAGUGCGAUUGUACAGCCCAACGGAUCCACGCUUGGGGGCGCAUCGCAUCAGCCCUCUGCUUCUUCGUCUGGAGCUAGUGGCAUUCAGGGAGCAAGCAAUUUCUUGAAGAAUGAGCUCAUGGGAAUGGGAUUCUCAAAGUUCGAUGCUGUUGAUGUUAGUCAACGAUUUUCGGAUGUCACUUCAGCACUCGACUAUUUGUGCCUAAACUUGGACGAAGCGGAACUACCAAGAUCAUUCGCACCAACGGCUGAUGUAGAAGUUGUCCGCUUUACAUCAAGUUCAAGGGAGCAGAGCAAGGAUCGCGUUGAUUCUUCAAACCGAGACCAUCUCAUGCGCUUGACUUGUUUAUCGAAACAGGCUGUGGAGAGGGCAUUGCUUGCGUCGGGUGGUGAAAUGACUACUGCACUAGGCGUCUUGUACAACACACUUACACACAAUAUGAUCGCGGGAUAUACAUUCCAAUCGCUGGAGGAAAAUAUUGCAAACUUGGCUUGCGAGGAAAGAGCUACGGAGGCAAGUAUAUUAUCUGCUAUAUAUGGUGAAGACGCCACGGUCGGUCCCGGAUCAAUGCCGGGAUUUGAAAACAGUUGGGCUGCCGUCGUGCGCUUGCAAAAAGGGUUGAAUGGCAUCGGUGUUCAGUAUCCGGUGAUUGUCGCCGUCGUGGAUUUGGACGGAUUUUAUCCAUUUUCUGUACCAGCUGUUAUAGUAGGAACCAAUUUUCGCACCACAGCCGCCACAGAGGAUAAGUUGCAUGCUUCGUAUCGUCGGGUUCUGAUGAGGGCUGCGACAGGCGAAGUGCUAUCUGCGAUGCGGUCACUUGGAGGACUGCAAUUCUCGCCCGGAGAAGACCUUGUUCCUACCCCGGUAGUCCACGAUGUAGUCUCGUUCUUGGGCAAUGUGAGUGAAAACCAGCUAAUGACAGUCGUAGCGAAAAGAAACGAAGGCACUUGCGACACUGGAUCUGGACACAUGGCUGCUAUAACGCCUUCAGUUUCGGCGCGAAAUGAGCAGAUGCAUCCGAAAUCUACUGGAAGAGCAACAAGACGCCCUGUGGAACGACCAAUGCGUGUUGAACCUUUGAAGUCUUCACCACAACUGGUUGAUAUGAAAUCGAGAAGGUCUAUGCUUCCCGCCCACAAAGCGAGAAACGAGAUUAUUGAAAAGAUUAGACAUAAUCAGGUCGUUGUCGUGAGUGGUGCAACUGGGUCUGGAAAGACUACACAAGUUCCACAAUUUCUACUGGAGGACGCGGCAAUGGCGAAAGAGCCUAUGUCCAUUGUCUGUACACAGCCACGGCGUAUUGCGGCCAUGUCUGUUGCCGAACGUGUUGCCGCGGAACGCUGUCAGAGGGUUGGAGAAAGCGUUGGGUACCAGGUCAAACUGAACUCAAAGCGUUCCAGAGCCACAAGAGUUGUGUUUUGUACAACUGGAGUCCUUCUAAGAAAAUUGCAGGGCGAUCCACAAUUGGAGAGCUUGACUCAUGUCCUGGUAGAUGAGGUUCAUGAACGCUCCGUAGAGACGGAUUUUGUGCUUCUCUUGCUCCGUGAGAUUGCGGCAAGAAGACCUAGUAUUCGGAUUGUGCUUAUGUCGGCCACGUUGGAUGCAAACAAAUUUGCUGAGUACUUCUCGAGUACAUUGUCAAGAGGCAACAAACGAGCCACCGUCCCAAUCGUGUCAAUACCGGGCAGGACAUUUCCUGUGGAGGAGCUUUACCUUGAGGAUGCCGUUAGAUUUUCACAGUAUCGACUAAGACCUGGAGCACGCUAUGCGAAACGAGUCGGGAAAGUGGUCCACAAAGGGAAGUAUGGAAUGGAGCCGGCGGCAGGCACUGAGUUUCCGAAGCAACGUAUUACCGCUACCGCAGCAGCGGGGCGUGCUUACAUUGCGCUGGACGAUGAGCGACAGGAACUGGACGGAGACCUGAAAACGUAUGAUGCACAGUUGUCGACUGCUCAAAGUCGAGAAACAACUAUUAGCGAAACUCAAAGACAUUUGGAAAUGAAACAAACGGUUGGCAUUAUUGACGAGUCGAUUGUCAACGUGGAUCUAAUCGGCCUGCUUGUCUGGAAAUUGAAUAGAGAUGGCAGAAUGAAUCGCGAUGGAGCGAUUUUGAUUUUCCUCCCGGGCGUAGCUGAUAUCUCGGCCGUCGUGAGGAAGCUUUCAACAGGAGACGAAUCGCACAGUCUGUGGCCUCUACCUCUGCAUUCCAUGAUGUCUCCUGAAGAACAAACUAGAGUUUUCUCCAAACCCCCUAGAGGGAAGCGGAAAGUAAUUUGCUCAACAAACAUCGCCGAGACUUCGAUCACCGUUGAUGACGUCACCGUUGUCAUUGAUACAUUAAGAUCGAAGCAAAUGGGGUACGAUGCACUGAAUAGGUCUUCUGUUCUUGAGGAACAAUUUAUCUCAAAGGCAGCAGCGCAGCAGAGAGCGGGACGAGCCGGUCGCGUUUCAAGUGGAACAUGUUAUCGUCUUGUGCGAAAAAAUACUUUUGACAACCGGAUCGCAGCAGAACAAACACCUGAGAUUCAACGAGUUGCAUUGGAGCACUUGGUGCUGAAUAUGCUUAGUAUCAUUCCGGAGCAGCAAAGCCAAAAUGAUCCACACUUAUUUCUCGGAAAGGCCAUCGAUCCACCUGCUGCCGACUCAAUUACAUCGUCCAUCACAAACCUUAUCGAAAUUGGGGCGAUGCGGCGGCAAACUAGUGGAUCUCAAAAGGUCGAAUUGACUGCUCUUGGAAAACAUCUGACUGGGAUGCCUGUUGAUGCUCGUGUCGGUAAGUUGUUAAUUUUCGGGUCAUUAUUCAGUUGCACAGAUGCGGCCCUCACUAUUGCAGCGACGCUCGCCGAGCGCUCUCCAUUUUAUGCUCCUUUCGACAAACGAGAAGAAGCGCGGGCAGCUCGAGCCCCGUUUGUCUGGGGAAAAUCGGACCUGCUCACGUACGUGAGGGCAUACAACGCUUGGCGAGACAUUCGCGAAAGCAGAGGAGGAUAUGCUGCAGAGCAGGCGUUCUGUUCAAAGAACUUUCUUGCAAGGAAAACGCUACAAGCCAUUUCCGAUGGAAGGAGGCAGCUUGCAGAUGCCCUCGCAGAUGCUGGCUUUGGACUCCCUGGGGCUGAGAGGUCGUUUAGGGGUUGGGAACGAGAAGAGGCGGUCAAUCAGUUCAGUGAUAACCUGCGUGUCGUGAAAGCAGUUGUCUGCGCGGCGCUAUAUCCAAACAUUGCGCGCAUCGAUCUACCGGACAAAACGUAUUACGAGGUAGCAGGAGGCACUGUAGCGAACAAAUACAAUGCGAAAGACCUCCGACUGCGGUCCAAGAGUGGAGAGAGGCUCUUCUUGCAUCCAGAGUCGGUGAAUUUCCACCAGGGUAAUUUUGAGACGCGAUGGCUGGCGUACUUUGCCAAGGUGAAAACCUCACGUCUGUUUGUUCGUGACUCUAGUAUGGUAUCGCCGUUUGCCAUCUUGCUUUUCGGUGGGGAGAUUAAUGUUCAACACAAAAAGGGGCAAAUGUCGGUUGACAAUUGGGUUAUCUUCAAGGCUCCGGCCAAGGUUGCAGUACUUGCGAGGGAACUACGACGUCAGCUAGACGGGUUACUGAUGCGGAAAUUUGAAAAUGCUGAUAUCGAUCUCGCCGAGGAAGGCAAGACCGUGAACGAGGCGAUUAUCAGGUUGAUUACCACAGAAUCUUGA
Molecule: messenger RNA, 4050 nt
Organism: Chondrus crispus (carragheen)
Lineage: Eukaryota; Rhodophyta; Florideophyceae; Gigartinales; Gigartinaceae
Product: similar to DEAH (Asp-Glu-Ala-Asp/His) box polypeptide 57
Exons: 1
Coding region: 1-4050 (1349 amino acids)
Cellular component (GO): intracellular anatomical structure
Molecular function (GO): ATP binding; RNA binding
Source: RefSeq, a predicted model, not a curated record